AUGACUGAAAGUGCUGUCGCUGAAGAGGCUCUGCAUCAUGUGGAGGGCGGGAAAGUCGAGAAAAGAGAUAAGGAUUUCGUUCGCGUGAAGACGCAUCGCUAUGCUAUGCUUUGCGGAUAUCAGGGAAAGAACUAUUUUGGGAUGCAGGUCCAAAAGCCUCCAAACGCGGCCCCUACGAUUGAGGGACAUAUUCUUGAUGCUCUACUCAAGAAUGGAUGGAUUACGGAGAAGCAACAUGAUAAGCCGUACGAUUUUUACUUCCAGAGGGCUGCACGCACGGACAGAGCAGUUAGCGCGGUUCGACAGAUAUGCUCUAUGCAACUACCAAGAAUGGAUGAUCUACCUAUUGACGGUGCCGCUAAAAUGAACAACUUUCUUCCUGAAGAUAUCCGGGUGUUUGGCUUCCGCAAGGCAACGGGCAAUUUUCAUUCUCAGAAGGCAUGCGACGCGAGAACCUAUAGCUAUACUCUGCCCACAUUUGCUUUUGCUAAACCCGACCAGAAAACCGAUGGGCAUUUCCGGAUGCCUACCACGACAAAGACCGAGAUUGACGAAGUGCUGGCGUUGUUUUUGGGGACGCAUAAUUUUUACAACUACACAAGCCGGCGGCUCUGGCAGGACAACUCUUGCAAUCGUUACAUAUUGAGCUUCGCUUGUGGGGAACCGUUUUUAUUCAGGGACGAGUUUCGGGAGCAGGACGUCGAAUUCGUGACUAUUACGGUGAAGGGGCAAAGUUUCAUUUUGCACCAGAUCCGCAAAAUGAUCGGUAUGACGAUUGCGGUAGUUCGGGAACUGCAGAACCGAAGUGCGAUUCAGAGAUCCUUUGAGAAGGAGAGGAUGGAUGUUCCAAAAGCGCCCGGCCUCGGUCUUUUGUUGGAGCGAUUGCACUUUCAAUCGUACGACAAUCGAUAUGCCGAUUCGCACGAUCCGAUCAGUGACUGGGGCGAAUUGGUGGAGAAGAAUGUCGAAGAGAUGAAAUUCACAUAUAUCACCAAGGAGAUCUUGGAAACAGAACUCCGAGAACAAAGUAUGAUGCGCUGGCUGUCCGACCUGGUGCAGAACCACAACUUCAUCGCGAGCCCGGAUUCGGAGACGCUGCCUGAUAACGAAUUUGUUUCAGGAGCGGGAAAGACCGCAAAAGCGGCCAGAGAGGAUUCUGAUUCGGGUGCUGAGCAAGAGGAAGGCACCGAAGAUCAAGCCCCGGUUGGAAAAGGCAAAAUGUUUGGACUUGCCUCAUUCGAAUUCCCCUCCUUGCUUCAAGUGGUCUUUGUGACCGUUAUGAACAAGGUGAUGCCACUGCUCUUCAAAAAUGUAAAAUGCCUCGUUAAAGGGUGCAACAAGGAGCCCGAGCUAUGCAAAAAGGACUGGCAAAAAGACGUCGUUUAUCUGGUUCAAUUCCCCCGCGGCCCGACCAUCCCGAACGUGUCGCCGUUCUGCAUCAAGGCAACCUACCUCCGGGCCAAGAAAAUCAAGUACGAGGUCAUCGAGUCGAUCACCGCCCGCUCCGAGCACAAACUUCUGCCUUUUAUCGAACUGAACGGAAAGGCGAUUGCUGAUUCCCAGCUGAUCAUCAUCCACGUCAACAAGCAUUUUAAUAUUAAGGACUACGCCAACGGUAAAGAUGAAGCUCACGGACGCGCACUUUCGCGAGCAUGCGAGCACCACACAUUCCUUCUCGUCAACUACUUCAAGGUGCUCGAGAACCCGGCAGGAUUUGUAAACGUACUGGCCAGCAACUUCCUCAACAACCCCCUUUUCAACGCUUUCAAGCCGUUUUUGGUGCCGCUGGUCGCUCAUCAUUUUGUCGGAAAGAUGAAGGCCCGUCUGCGUGCUGGUCUCGGCGUGUUCUCGCGCGAAACCAUGGUCGAUCUGCUGCACCGCGACUUGCAAAUGUAUGAGGAGUUGUUGGAUGGGAAGACUAAAUAUUUCUUCGGAGACGAGCCGACUGAGGCCGAUCUCACCCUAUUCGGUCACCUGGCUGCCGUUAACUAUAUCAAUCACGAUUGCUACGCAAAGACGAUCAUCCGAGACAAAAAAUACCCGAAAGUCAGCGAGCUCGUCCAACGGGUCCGGGACGACCUCUGGGGAGAUGACUUUGAACAACAC
Messenger RNA from Mesorhabditis spiculigera, 2106 nucleotides. NCBI's taxonomy places the organism in Eukaryota, Metazoa, Nematoda, Chromadorea, Rhabditida, Rhabditidae. The record is from the annotation of a GenBank genome assembly.